Messenger RNA from Rhodamnia argentea, 963 nucleotides. Its product is annotated as signal peptidase complex catalytic subunit SEC11A. The transcript has 8 exons. Gene Ontology annotation, molecular function: serine-type endopeptidase activity. Gene Ontology annotation, cellular component: membrane; signal peptidase complex. Bases 184 to 726 code for a protein of 180 amino acids. NCBI's taxonomy places the organism in Eukaryota, Viridiplantae, Streptophyta, Magnoliopsida, Myrtales, Myrtaceae. The record is from RefSeq and is a predicted model, not a curated record.
CGACCUGUUUUGUCCGAGAGAGGGAGAAAGAGAAGGAAACGGCAAAGCUUGUGUGCGCACACACUGCGGCGUCGCUCUCUGCACAAGGCAAAGCGAAGGCGAAUUAGCAGCUGAGUUUUCUUGAGAGAGAGAGAGAGAGAGAGAGAGAGAGAGAGGGGACGGUGAAACGAGUGAGAGAUCAGCAUGGGUUGGAUCGGCGAGACCGUGGACUCUAUUCGGAGUAUUCAGAUCCGUCAGCUCCUCACUCAGGCCGUCAGUCUUGGCAUGAUUGUCACAUCUGCACUAAUUAUAUGGAAGGCUUUGAUGUGCAUCACUGGCAGUGAAUCUCCCGUUGUUGUUGUUCUCUCUGGGAGCAUGGAACCAGGGUUUAAGAGGGGAGAUAUAUUGUUCUUGCACAUGAGUAAGGAUCCUAUUCGAGCUGGAGAAAUUGUUGUUUUUAAUAUCGAUGGCCGUGAAAUUCCGAUUGUGCAUCGUGUAAUAAAGGUACAUGAACGCCAAGAUACUGGAGAGGUUGAUGUCCUCACAAAAGGUGACAACAAUUAUGGAGAUGACAGGCUCUUAUAUGCUCAUGGGCAGCUGUGGCUUCAGCGGCACCACAUUAUGGGAAGAGCUGUUGGGUUCUUACCUUAUGUUGGUUGGGUUACCAUCAUAAUGACUGAGAAACCUGUAAUCAAGUAUAUACUUAUUGGUGCGCUAGGGCUGCUUGUAAUCACUUCAAAGGACUGAUGGAGCCUGUGUUCUGGGAUUUGUGACGCGAAGGACAAUCAAUGCCUCCGGCUGUCAUACUAUUGGGUUUCAAUUUUCCUUGUAUCUUGGUAGUUUGACAAAAGAGCGGAUCUCAAUAUAAAAACAGAAAGCAGAGUCUUAAGGAUUUUGAUUUUCAUGAUUGACUUUUGUUGCAGCCAUUAGUCCCAUAUUUAAGUGGAUAUUUUCCAUAUUGAUGACGGAUGACUCUUCUCAGCA